GCUUCAGAUGAAACAGGCCUUAUGUUUACUAACUCAAAAUGUUUACGAAUGUCAAAAUAACAGAAUAAAUUUGUUUCAAUGUAAAAACAUGUCUUAAAACGAUUUUCAAAUCAAAUGUUUUCCAAAAUGUAUGAUUUACAUUCGAUUCCAUAUGAACGUAAUUCCAGGGAAAAUCGUGAUCGUACAAAUACGAAACAUGCAAAAUGCACAUGCUGUCCAUAUGGCUAUCAUAUCGAUCUAGAUUUUGUCCGAUAUUGCGAAUCACUGGAAUUGGAUGGAUCAGUUAGUGAACAAGACAGUGCCGCAUUUCGACGUCGUGAACGUCGACGACAACGGCAAUCCAUGGAAGUACUCUUAGGUUUAAUUGCAACACCUGCAAAUACACCACAAUCGUGUAACGAUGCGCAACGAACCAACGAAUGGAUUAUACCCGAAAAGAAUCAACAACAAUCGUACAUGGUCGACGAAGCUUUACAAGAUGUCGUCUCCGAUUUUGAGCGUACCUUAGCUAGUCACAAUAGUCUGGAAGGUGGCCGUCCAAACUACAAAGAUCAUCGAAUGAAUUCAACGAACAAUGGUCCUAAUUUAUAUAAAUCAAAUUUUAAUUAUCCAAAAUCAUCAUCACAACAAAAUUCCGAAUCAACAUCCGCUCUACAUACAAUCCGCGAACAAAUGGCAUUAAGUUUAGAACGUAUGCGUAAUUUAGAAGAACAAGUACAAACGAUACCUAUUUUACAAGUACAAAUAUCCGUAUUAAAAGAGAAAAAUCGUAAUUUAAUUGCACAAUUAUUAAAAUAUGAGAAAAACGAUUCAUCGUUAAUGGUGCAAUCGUUACAUAAUAAAACGUUACAUAAUAAUAGUUUGUCACGGAUACGUUCGUCGUCAUUCUCCGAUGUAUCGAUUAAAAAUCUAACACCAAAACGAGACGUUGGUAUUACUUGUACAGUGAUAACACGCGAUAUUGGUGUUGGAAAUGGGAAACAACAUCAAAAAGCUCUUGAUUCCAGCACCCAAACGGUUCAGAAAGCUUUGACGAUUUCGAAAACAUCACAAACUACAUCGAUAUUACCGGUAACACGGCAUACAAUCGGAAUACAAGCGAUUAAUGAUACAUCACAGCUACAUAUCGCGGAAAAACGUGAUAUCGGUGUACAGUGUGUUACAAGUAAAACGGUACAUGUUGGAAUUAAUGUAAAACCGCAACAGAGUAACGUACAUACAUCACCAAAACCAUCACCAACGGUCCAUGAUGUUGGAGUGGGAACGUCUUCAGUAUCACUAAGUACUGUUUUAAAUUCAUCGAUGACACGGAGUAAAUCGUUUAACAUGGGUGAAAAUCAAUUGAAUUUAUCAAAACGGAUGCGAUCCACUGGAACACAGUAUACAAUGGAUAAUCGUAUAAAUCGUAGUACACAGACCCAAGUACAGCGUGUACCAAAUAAAACAGAAGCAUCACAAUAUGAAAUACCGUCGGGUACGUUUAUAAAUCGUGGCUGUCAAAGUGCACAUGUACAAACUGAUGUUAAAUCAUGUGAUACGAUUGAUUUACGAACAACGGUUGAUGUUGGAAUUGUGGCAAAUUUGACAACAGUUCCGCAGCCAGCAACUACAACUAGUAAUCUAAAAAGAUCUGAUUCUUCGUCGUCGACGUCAUCACCGACUGUGUCACGUAUACCUAGACCUCAAACGUUGGUUUCGACGCCACCUGAACAACGGAAAUUACAACGACAGAUAACUUAUACAAAAAUUCCAGCGGUUGAAGUUGUUAAUUCUGAGCCGAGUGAACAAAAACAUGAUGUCAGUGAAAAAAUUGUAGAAAAUUCGAAUGAAACUCAUGAAGAAAAUGAUAUGAAUAAUACGACCCAAAUUUUAACAACUUCGUACUAUAAUUCGAUGGAUCUGCCAGAAAAUAGUUAUUUACUAACAGAUUCAUCUGACAUGAAACCACGUCAAAAGGUCCAACCAAGCAAAGAAAUGCGUGCAGCUAUGAAAGUGGUCAAUGAUUUCUUAUUGAAGAAUUCGAAUAAGAAUGUAAAUCAUUUGAAAAGUGCCAGAAAUAUUAUCCAACAAGAAUGGUUUAAAAUAUCUAGUACUGUUCAUGCGAAUCCAAUGGAUAUCGAGGAUUAUAUGGAUGCUAUAGAGGAAGUAUCAAAUGAAUUGUUACAUUACGUUGUUAAUAUGAUUGAUAAUAGUGGUAAUACAGCAAUGCAUUACGCAGUAUCACAUGGUAAUUUCGAUGUAGUGUCAAUAUUACUCGACUCAAAAGUGUGUAUGAUUAACUGUCCAAAUUCCGCUGGAUACACCGCAAUUAUGUUACUCUCCUUAGCGGAAGUUCGUUCACCAACUCAUUCGAACGUAAUACGCAAACUUUUCCAAUUGGCUGAUGUAAAUAUCAAGGCAAAACAACAUGGUCAGACUGCGUUAAUGUUAGCCGUUUCACAUGGUCGAUUAGAUAUGGCGACCUUAUUGUUAGAAGCGGGCGCAGAUGUCAACAUUCAAGACGAAGAUGGCAGUACAGCAUUAAUGUGCGCCGCAGAACAUGGUCACAUUGAUAUUGUACGAUUGUUCCUGGCACAACCAGAUUGCGAUUCCUCCAUACAAGAUGUGGAUGGGAGCACUGCUUUAAAAAUCGCUUUAGAAGCGGGACAUCGUGAUAUAGGUGUGUUGUUGUAUGCACAUGAGCGCAUGACUAGUGGAGCAUCACCGUAUGCGUCGUUACAUCGUCAACGGAAAACUGCUGCACGAAGUAAACCGCCAUCACCUAAAUUACCACGAUCACCAAUUUCAACGACACCCUCGACGCCCAAACAUUGAAUCUUUUUAUUCCAUUCUUAUUUUAUUCUAAGAUUUUGCUCUCUUUAUACACUGUUGUCCAAAAAAAGUGUAGCACUUAAGGGGCUAUUCUGGUCUGGUCUAGUUUAACAAAUUUUUAAAAUUUUUCGAAAAAAGUCAAGUGCGGCGAAGAGCUGUAGAUAAUUUCGUUGACAUUUCGGAAAAAUUUGAAUGUUUCUAAGUGCAUCACUUUAUUUAGCCGACAUUGUUGUUUUAGAACUGAUUACAGAAACAUUUAAUUCAGAUCUAGAACCAUAAAAAGAGGACAAACUCGAAUGCAUUUAUUAUAUAAUAAGUUCGAAAAUUUUGGGAAUGAUAAAAUAUUCCGGAAAAUUCAAGAUAAACAUCCGUCUUAGGAAUUUAGACUCUCAUAAUAAAUUAUUCGCGUAUUCUUCUCUCGUGGAGUUUUUCCCUGGGCAAAGACCUUAUUCCACAAGUAAUAUAUUGUACUUUUCCAAGGUGAUGGCGGAGGGUGACAAUUUCUAAAUCUUUCUGAUUUUUCGAGCCUCGAAAAAAUAAUACAAAAGUCGUGCCAUUCGAUGUUUAUCAUGAAAUAUUUUAAUCAUUACAGGACUUUUCGAAUACAUUGUAUAAAAUAAAUAGGGUCCAAUUUUUUUGUUAGGACUACAUUGUGAUCGAAUCACGUUUUUUAUUUUGACCUGCAUGCUUUUAACCACACAAAAUUAGAAUAUUCUAAGAUUCGAACCUGUGCCUCUUAACUUCCUAAUACCUUUAACUGAUCACAAUGGAAGUCUAAGGGAUUCUUUUCAUGCUUAAUCCUCAUUUUAUAACGAUUCAAUUUAGUCUUUGUAGUCACAAGGUAGCCCAUUUUCUCAUUCCUAUCACAAUUUUCGAAACCUGAAGGAUCUAAUUUUUUAAGAAAAUGUGACAACUUUCUGAGUUUUAAAGUUUUUCUGCACAAUAAGAAGUGCAUACCGUGAGGUCCAAAAAAAUGGACCACUCGCAAAUCUUCCGUCAUUUUAAUUAAAAGUGAAAUACUUUCAGCUCUUAACGAGUUGAGAGUCGAAAAAAUGGACCACCCUGUGACUAAUUUGGAUAAUCCAAAUAAAAAAAGCAUGAAAAGAGUCUUUGA
This is a messenger RNA of Chrysoperla carnea, 3925 nucleotides long. RefSeq names its product KN motif and ankyrin repeat domain-containing protein 2 (gene Kank). The transcript has 8 exons. Gene Ontology annotation, cellular component: cytoplasm; cytoskeleton. The record is from RefSeq and is a predicted model, not a curated record. The coding region runs from base 115 to 2814 and encodes 899 amino acids. Gene Ontology annotation, molecular function: protein binding. NCBI's taxonomy places the organism in Eukaryota, Metazoa, Arthropoda, Insecta, Neuroptera, Chrysopidae. Gene Ontology annotation, biological process: negative regulation of actin filament polymerization.